AUGAAGACAGUGAUUUUAAUUGUCCUAAUCAUCUUCACUUUGCUGUCUUCAGGGAAGAAGUUUCGAUGGUGCACCCUUUCUGACCUAGAACAGAGAAAGUGUGCUGAACUGUCCAAAGCACUUAUGGCUGUGCUGCCCUUUGCUACUGUCAGUUCGUUUGCUAGGAUUUCUUGCAUCAGAGCCCACAAUACACAUGACUGCAUUGACAAAAUCAGGGUGAAUAAAGCAGAUGCUGCCUCCUUGGAUGCUGGAGAUGUUUACUCUGCUGUAAAGCUAUAUGGGUUGACAGUGGUGGCAAAGGAGAUCUAUGAUCAAGGAAAUUGUGUGCUUGCUGUGGCUGUUGCCAAACGAGGAACUCUGGAUAUCCAGAGGCUACGAGGUGCGCGCAGCUGCCACAAUGGAGCCAGAUGGACAUCAGGCUGGAAUAUUCCACUUGGCUUUCUCCUUGCAAGAAAUGAUCUUUCCUGGGAUGAGGCACAACCUCUGAGCCAAGUAGUCAGUGAGUAUUUCAAUGCAAGUUGCAUCCCUGGGGUUGGUGUUGCUGCUCCUCAACUGUGUGCUCUUUGCCAAGGACAAAAAUCCUACGUCAGAGACAAGAACCACUUCUGUGAGACAAGCAGUAACGAACCCUUCUAUGACUCUGAGGGAGCCUUCAGGUGCUUGAAGAAUGGAGUGGCAGAUGUUGCCUUCUUAGAUCACCUAACAAUUAUGAGUGCCACAGAGUCAGAACAACAGGAAUAUGAACUCUUAUGUCCUGAUGGGACUACAGCUGAGCUGACUGAAUACAGCACCUGUAACUUGGGCAAGGGGCCUGGCCGUGGCAUCAUCACCCGCCACAACUUCCAGAAGAUCACCAACAAAUUUCUUAGCAUGAUCCAACGCCUCUUUGGGCGAAAAGGAAAGGAAAGAGCCAGGUUUGAACUCUUCACUUCAGCACCCUUUGGGGGAAAGAAUCUGCUGUUCCGGGAUGCCACUCAGCACCUGCAGCUUCUUGAGGAGCAGCUAGAGAUUGCCUAUGUCCUUGGUCUGGAUUAUGUAGCUCUCCUUAAGGGGCUAGGCCAUGAAGGGAGCUCUUUGGACAACAGUGUUGUGCGCUGGUGCUGCAUCAGUGAUGCUGAGCUUCGCAAAUGUGAGGAGUGGGCACUGAGCAUCAAAUCCGACCCACUAGUCUGUGUCCAAGCAACUUCCAUGACCAAAUGCAUAGAAAUGAUCAAGAGUAGUGAGGCUGAUGCAGUCACCCUGGACGCAACACAUAUCUACAUUGCAGGGAAGUGUGGAUUGGUGCCUGUAGCUGCAGAAUGUUAUGGGCGAGAUUGUGCCCCGGCUGCUGAGAGCACGGAGGGAAAAGGGAAACUAAUUCAUCUUAAGCGCAAAGCACUGCUGCCUGUUUAUGCUGUUGCCCUAGCUAAGAAAAACGCCAAACAGAUUAACAUCCAUAACCUUAGGGGAAGGCGAUCCUGCCACAGUCACCUGUAUAGUCCUGGAGGAUGGUUAUUUCUUUCCAGAUACACAGCGGGAGCUCCGAAGAAUGAUACUGAGAACUGUGACAUUGGCUCUGUUUAUCAGAAUUACUUUUGGAAGGGCUGCAUGCCAGGAGCAGAUGGAAACAUGUGCAAGGUGUGCAUUGGAGACAGUGAGGUGGAAGGGGCUCGAGUAUCUAGCAGAUGUGCUGCAAGUCACAACGAACGUUACUAUGGCAAUAUGGGAGCGCUCAGGUGCCUAGUUGGCAAUCCCAGUGGAAGAAGCUUCGGAGAUGUAGCUUUCCUGGAACACUCUAACCUACUCCAGAACAUAAAGAAUCUGGACAGCUCUGGUUGGGCAAAAGGUUAUACCCCUAUUGACUUUCAACUCUUGUGUCCGGAUGGAACACGUGCUGCAGUCACAGAAUGGGCAGGCUGUAACCUUGGCCCCAUUCCCCCCAGCACAGUCAUGACUCGACCAGUCACUGUCACUAAAAUCUAUGACUUUCUAAUGAAAUCCCAGGAAUCUCUGGGAAGCAAACUGGAUUCUGAAUUCCAUCUCUUUCAGUCGUGGAAGUAUGGUGAAAGUGAUCUGCUUUUCAAAGAUACUACUCAGUACCUUGUUCAUGCAAGUCACAUGAGCUAUCAGGAAAUUCUUGGAGUGUCUUUCUUUCAACUGGCAGAAUCAGUGUUUAAUUGUACACCUGCAGCAUGGCAUCAUGUGGAGCAGCACAGGCCAGUCUGCAUAACCCACAGCACAGAUCUAGGAUCAGCAAUUCUGUACAACUACUAUGGAGAAAUCAGCAUUUUUGUGGGAAUAGCAGUGCCAAUACCAUGGACUAAAAUGCAGACUGUCAUGAGUGGCACAGGUUAGUUGGUAGCGGUUUGCCUUGCUUGUCUUAUAAACUGUUUCCAUGCAAAAAAAAAAUGAACUGACGUUUUGGUAGUUGCAGCAUUGUCCUCCUAUAUCUGUGAUUUUUGUUGCAGCUAGAUAGUCCUUGCUGAAUACACAUAUAUACUAUAGGUUGUAUAUGUAAUUGCUAUCAGAAUCAGUAGUCUUUUCUGCUUUUAACUGGGAAGAAUGUAUUUGCUUUUUUAACCAAGGAUUUAUACUAGUAAAUCAAAACAUUUUUCUCUCACAAAUUAAUGUAUUAAGGCAUCUAAUAGCCUGCAGAACUGGAUGCUUGCAGCCUUCAGGUGAAGGAAAGCAAUGGAUAUUCAUCCUUGUCAAAAACUCCAACCGUUACUUUAUAGUACUUUGACACUUUGAAUCUAUGAUUCUAUGAAGUGUCAAAAUAUGAUUUAUCAAUUAAACAGCAUUGGUUUUACAAGCAGAAACUGCCUGAACAUGAUAUGAAGUCUUUUGAAAAGAAUGUAUCGUGUAUUUGUUUUGCCUGUUAGUGGAUACAGAUUUAGAGUGGAUGGCUCUUCAUGGGCAGGGCUCA
Gymnogyps californianus (California condor) is the source of this 2905-nucleotide messenger RNA. RefSeq names its product melanotransferrin-like. The transcript has 17 exons. Gene Ontology annotation, biological process: iron ion transport. Lineage: Eukaryota; Metazoa; Chordata; Aves; Accipitriformes; Cathartidae. The record is from RefSeq and is a predicted model, not a curated record. Gene Ontology annotation, cellular component: recycling endosome; early endosome; plasma membrane. Bases 1 to 2334 code for a protein of 777 amino acids.